AAGGACACGGAGAAAAGGUUCUGUGAUGCCCACAAGGCGAAGAAAGUAAAAUAAUAAUAAUAACAAAAGCAAGAAGGAUUGUUCUAGUCAAAUGUUUAUGGAAAAUGUAUUUAAAAUGGUAGACACAUCUGGCACAUGAUGACGACACGUGAUUCUUUUUAGAAUGUCAACACCCGAGUUUAUUUUCAGAAAAGCUUUGCGUUAAUUUAUACAUGCAGGAAAUUCGAGGAUGGAAGAUGAUCGAGAUCAGUUUGAGUUGUUUAAUUAUCGAAAUAUACCACAAUCGAAUCACUUACUUUAUAAGGAAUUAGAGAAAAAUAUAUAUUUAGGACGAUGGGAAUUAGCUAAAGGAUACAUUUCUACUGCCUUAUUGGAAGGAUCGACUGAUACAGAAAACUUAAGUGAAAUCUUGAAGAAAGUCAUUCGAAAUCCUCAUUUAGUGAGGUCUCAUCCUCCAGUUAAAUCGAUAUAUCAUUUUAAUUGGCUCAUUUGCCAGUUUUUAGAAUCACUUUCAAAACAGAUUAAAGUCGACGUUUUGAAAAGAAAUGCCGAAUUCCAAAUUUUAAUAUACGAUGUUUUAUCGGAUAAAUAUCAAGAAAUAAUAAAGGAGUUGUGUGAAUGGUAUACAGAAAACAUCAAUAAAUCCGAAGUAGUAGAAGUUAAUGCUUUUUCUAACAAUUGUCUUACCAUUCUCAGAACGUUAUUUCUAGAAGAUCCGCAUAAAAUUGAUUCUUUGUUCCAAAAAUUAAUUAUUUCCGAUGAAUUACAUAAAGUUUCAAAUGUACAGAUUUAUAGCAUAUAUAUUCAGUCUUUAUUAUAUUGUAUCAAACAGUUACAGUAUUUUACAAGAUUACCUUCGUCAGAAGGAGAAGAUAAGAAGAGGAAAUUUGUGAAGAAGACAUUAUGCAUUCUCCAUUUACUUCCCGAAAUUCAAGAUGAAACAGAGAGAGAAAAAUUAAGACAAUUAUUAUAUGAUUUAGCUGAAAUUUGCAUGGCUAAUAUUAUAAAUAUGACUGAUGUAUAUAGUGCAUUAUUAUGUAAAACAUCUCCUUUUUUGUUACAAAUAUUCUGCGAAGAAGAUGACAAACUGCAUAACAGAAGCAAUUUUAAUUGCAUGUUAAGUGAUAACAAUUCUAUUAAUGCUUCGGGUAGUACUUUUUUCCGUGAAAUGUUUUUAUAUUGCAUCAAACAAAAAGUUCAUUUUUUGGAUUCAUUAAUGAAAACUACUUCAAAUAUCAUACUUGAUGGAGAUAACAAUAAAGCAUGGGGUAUUUUGGGAAAUACAUUGCUGAAAAGAUUACAGCCAUUAAUUUUAAUACUUACUUGGCAGAAUUGUACAUCUGAUAUUACGGCAGAUCAUAUUCUUGAUACAAUAAAACUAUGGAAACCGUUUUUUACAGACGAUAAGCCUAAUAAAGAUUAUGCCGAUAAUUUAAUGCUUUUAAGUAACAGCAUGGUGUUUCACGGCUACCUGGUAAUAAUGCAUGUUAUGGAUGCUAUUGUUUCCUGCUGUGAACUUGAACAACUAUGUUCCAGAUCAUCAGAUAAAAGGCUUAAUAGUCCUCAAAUUCUUAAUUCUUUUGAAGAAGAGAAACCAAAAUUAAAUGAGACUUCUUUUCAAGAAACUGGUGAUAACGAAUUAUCUAUUAAAGAAUUUUUCUAUAAAUACGGAAUUCAAGCUACUUACUCCCAUUUUGUGAUGGAAAGAUUACAAAAGACGAAAGUUGAAUUAGAUCAAAUAUUUCCAGUUUCUUUCAGAGUCGAGAUCUUAGAAAAUAUCUUUUCUCUGUUAUUUGUGACAUCUAAUGAUUUUCAAGAAAGUACAAACUCUGACUCGUACGACGACGUAGCUGAUGAUAAACAAACGGAGGAUCAGUACGAAUCUAAGCACUAUGAUGAGCUACUGGGAUUAAAUAAGAUGAGUUCUUGUGCUACUUAUAAACAAUUAAAAAAUAAUAUUCAGUCUACAAAACGCAAAAUGUCGAAUAGUCAGAAAUCUAAUUUCCUGCUUAAAAAUAAAAAAUUUUAUCAUGGAAUCUCUAAAAGUGGUUUCCUGUGUAAUGAACUUAUUGUUAGAGAUAUAUUAGCUAUGCUUAAGGAAGCUUAUCUUAGUGCCAAUUCAGCAAUUUAUAGGAGUAUGGCUGAGAAACAGACUGGUGUUAAUGAUAAAGUGGAAAAUAUUGAUGAAAGUACAACCGAAAAUUUCUCCAAUUUAUCAUUAUUUAUCAAAACAUCGGUAUUAGAGUCAUCAGUAAAACAGCGAUUAUUGGAGCUUUUGAAGUAUAUAAAUGAAGCACAGUGGCGAUUUGAAUUGGUUGCUUCAGAUAUUGUACCACGUGAAGUGGGUAUUUGUGGAGAUACUCUCAACAGGAAUGUGAGAAUAGCAAUAUUUCAGAAACAAGACUCGUUCAGAUCAAGUGAUACAGAACACUUAUCGAGCAGUAGUGGGAGAGAUGAAAUUAAAGUGAAAAGAAAGAUGCAUAGGAGCACUUUCCAGAAAGAGAAAUCAUUAUUUUCGGAAUCUGGAUUUAUUCAUUAUAUGCUUGCAUCUCCUACUGAUUUACUUUGUCAUUCUUUAUGGAAACAGAAUUACACUCAAGCAAAACAAGUUAUACAGAUUUUUAAUCUAGAAGGCACUAACGAAGCUUCAGAAGUACACUUUGCUGAAAAUUACGUUUCGAGUAUUAAAAAAAUUGAAUCUUUAAGCAAAGAAAAAAAAAGUAUGGUCAUUAAAGAAAGUAAUAUGUUUACAGUGAAAGGAGUUGUUACAGAUUCUAAUAAAUCUUCUAUGGUAGAAGUUAAAAAUUUAAUCGGAUUGGCAAAUGCAGCUGAUGCAGGCUUACAAUCCACUAUGAUGACUUCGAUUAUUGACGAAAUGUUAAGUUCUACUUCGCUUCCUAAUAUUCCAGAUUUUGUUAAUAUUAAAGAAAGUCAAAAUAUUCACAAUAUCUUAGACGAAUGUAAAGAGAUGCAUGCAAUUGUUUUCGCAGAUUUUGCAUAUACCAGUAAUACUAAUUUAGAUAUAAGAAGAAUGUUGCUUCAGACCUCGAGAAAGAAAUUACGGACUUCCAUUUUGUUUCCUGAUAAAAAUUUGGUAGAACACAAGAAAAAACAUUUUCUUCCUUCGGUUAAAGGUAUUAAUAAAACUGCUGAAAAGAUAGAAUUGCUUUUACAAGAAAUGGAGAACUUUCAGAAAACAGAAUUUCUAGAAUUUCCUUCUUUUCUUGUUCCGAAAAUCAAUUUGUCGUGCAGUUUUUUUAUCAUGUUAGGAUCGUUCAAUCAUAAACUGUACAGAGAUCAGAUAUCAAAUUGGCAAAGUUUUUCCUAUAUUCUUAAAGAAGUAGAAGAGUUAUUGGAACAAGAUAAUGCAGAAGAAAUGCAAAACAAAGAAUUUGUGGAAACAAAUCAAGUUCACACAUCAUUUAAAAAAUUAUUAAAACUUUGUUCUUCUCAGUUAAAGUUUCUGCGGAUAAAUAACUCUUUAGCGCAAAAGCAGAGAUACUUCAAUUUUUUGAAGAUAAUGUAUGAUCACGUGCAACACGUGACGAAUGCUUUAAUAAACUGUAGGAACUAUGACCAAAAUAUAGCAUGUUAUACAAAUAGAAGUUACUUUUCCGUUCUCAAAGAAAGUCCGAGAGACAUAUUGUCAAAAAUGGUGUUGCAGAACGGUAUUCCUCCGACAAAAUUAGAGAGCUUUGCUACUGAAAUGAAGAUUAAUUUAGUCCAUCUUCUUACACAGAAUUGCUUUCCUCAUAUAUUAGCCACUUCGAAGAAAAAUCUAUUAAAAUAUAAAAGCAAUGUAGACUCUUCUUACAUUAUACUGAAUGCUUUGGAAAAUGUGCCAAGUUCUGUGAGACAUCCUGACGUUGCGGCUCGAGAAAUACUUUCCGACAUUUUGAAUAUAUUUCAAGAUACCUGUGCUAGAGCCAAUUGUCAAGGAGUCAUAACGAUGUCUCACAUUAUUUCAUUAGUAAAAGAACAAGAGAUAAAAGACUGGAUGGCAAGUACAAGUGAAAUAGCCCAUGUAAAUCUUAAUUUACUAAGUACUAAAGAAGACAAAUUAGCAUUUUUUGGAAAUUUGUGCAAUAUCAUGUGGCUUCAUGCGAUAUUUUCGGAAGUCGACACCAUACAAUCCAAAAAUGAUAUUGAUAUAUUGAGAAAUAAUCAUAUUAUUAACGUACAGCCGGAAAAACAGCCACCUCAUAUUCAAAUAUUAUCAUCAAAUAUUACAGAACGACUCAUCUGUCAAAAAAUAUAUGCAUAUAAAGUUGGAGAAUUAGAUGCAGUCAGUCUAUUUGAUCUUCGAUAUAAUAUCCUUCAUGCAGGGCUUUCCAUUCCAUCACACAUUUUGUCAGCUCUGUCGUUAAGUCAUUUAUUUGGUAAAUAUUGUUUUGAACAACCAGACAUUGUCGAUUUUGGAAUUGAACCACGUUUGUUGUUUGUUAUUUGUGAAGGAUUCAUGACAUCGCCAAAAUUGCAGAUUCUUUAUUCUGAAACUAUUAAAGACCAAUUAGAUAAUGCAAUGCGAGAUUAUCUCAAUUUUCAUGUUGAAACAAGUAUUGAAAAUGAAAAGGUUAUAUUGCCACAAUUACUUAAUUGGUAUUCACAAGAUUUUGUUAAUUACGAUAAUGAGGAUUUAAGUCAAGCGAGUAAUGAAGGAUUGUUGACAUUGGUGUCAUCUUACAUGACAGGAGAUACAGAAAACCAUUUAGAUUCAUUAUUAAAGUUGGAUUCGUUAUACGGAUACAGUGAAUAUAUAGUAUGUAAGAUGUAUUCAGUGUCUUUAUAUUCUGUGGCCAAAAAGUUUUAUGUUAAGAAAUAUUUUAUUCUUUAUUCUGAAACUAUUAAAGACCAAUUAGAUAAUGCAAUGCGAGAUUAUCUCAAUUUUCAUGUUGAAACAAGUAUUGAAAAUGAAAAGGUUAUAUUGCCACAAUUACUUAAUUGGUAUUCACAAGAUUUUGUUAAUUACGAUAAUGAGGAUUUAAGUCAAGCGAGUAAUGAAGGAUUGUUGACAUUGGUGUCAUCUUACAUGACAGGAGAUACAGAAAACCAUUUAGAUUCAUUAUUAAAGUUGGAUUCGUUAUACGGAUACAGUGAAUAUAUAGAUUCUUCAGGAAAGAAGAUUCUUUCAUUUUCUGUUGAGUUUCAACCUUUUUCCUAUGAUUUUGGAAUAAUUUUGGAGUAUGAAUCUAUUACGAAAAGUUCUUUAAUAAGAAACGAUGUAAAAAAUUGUGAAAAAAUUGAUUAUUACAAGAUAAGUCAACAAACGCAUAUUAUUGAUUAUUUGAAAUCAAAAUGCUGGAUGCUUUCUGAUAUCUUAGCAGUUAUGAAUCACAAAAAUAGUCCUUUAAUAAGUGAAGAUUCUGAGUGUAAAAAAUUACAAGCAGUAAAUUUAAUGCACAACACUCCACUAAAAAGACUGCUGUUCUAUUCUCUAGAAUUAUGGAAAAAGUCUUUUGACAAAGAUGACUUUAAUAAUAAUAUUCGCUGGUUUAUAUCAGCUCUCAGUCCACACUUUGAUAAAGAAAUUGUCUGGAGUUUACUUAGUUCGUCUUUAGAAAAAGAGAAUUUUCAAACAUUAUUAGAAUAUUUAACCAUCAUAGAAACGACAAAUUGGUGCAAUGAUUACAGUCUCCUUAAAGACAUAAUAUUGUGUCAUCUUUCAUCACUUAAACUAGAAUCCAGUGCUUAUGCAGAACCGUGGAGUUAUGCACUGCAGAUAAGAAAUGUAAAGAGAAGAGUAAAUUGUAUUUUGCCUUCUUUGUAUUGUUGGCCGGGUGAAAUCUGUCUUAAGAUACUGAAGGCGUGUCUCGCUGAUGCAAGAAUAAAAAUGGAAACCGAAUUAUACAAAAAAGUAUACGCAAAAUAUGAAGAAAUAUUAUUCUGUCAAAAGGUCAUUCAAGCCGCCUCUCGAGUUAUGAAAACCAAGUCUAUGAUGCCGUUCGACAAUUGGCAAGACGUAGCUAUAUUAGUAAACGAGAAUCCCAAGUUGAUAUUAGAAAGCAUUAGGAUGUCAAGUCAGUAUCAGUUAGCCAAAGAAUGGGAAAAGAUUUUUCCAGUAACAAAAGAAGUGCAAGAGGAAUUAGUAGAAAUGCAUAUUUCUUGGCUAUUGGAACAGAAUCCACCAAGAAUGCUGGAAGCAGAACAGAUUUUGCAUUCCAUGGAAACACCAGAAAUUGGAUUAUCGUUAUGUCAUGUAUUGCUGAAACGUUCAAAUCUGUGUGAGAAUAGACUUUUUUUCGUUCAUUAUAUAUUAGAAAAUUCAAAAUAUUCAACAAAUGAAAGUAAUAUGGAAUCAAUUGAAAAACUAUCAAUUGGACUAAAGAUUAUAAAGUUAAUUAAAGAGAGAGAGAGACAACAGUAUGAACAUCUUGCAUAUUAUCCACAUCUUCUUUUGGAACAGUUAUUAAUGAAUAUGGAAAUUGAAUAUGCUGAAAAAGCUAUGAAGUUAAUCCAUGAACAUCAUCACACUUCCAAAACUGCAAAUGAUCCUCUAUCACACGAUAAUAUUAAUAUUUUACUUGAAACUUAUGCAGCUAAAGCUUUGGAAAUAUUUAUUGUAGAAGAUCUUGUAGAAAUACCGUCUGGAAGUGAGACUUCGUCAGUAUCAAAUGUGCCUAUACAAAUGGAAAAAUUUUCUAUUCCAUUAAGUGUACCUAAGAAAGAAGAUUGGGUUCCAGAUGAACAAGUUAGAAAGUGUAUGAUCUGUCAAAAUGAGCAAUUUAGCAUGUUUAACAGGAGACAUCAUUGUCGACGUUGCGGUCGUGUUGUAUGUAAAACAUGUUCACAGCACAGAUUUCCAGUAGAAGGUUAUGAUUCAUCUACUAGAGUGUGCGAUGAAUGUUUUGAACAAGUAUAUUCUGGAAAUUUUGGAAGUCUGUCAUCAAGUUCUUCACUAGAACAAAGGCUAAAAUUUCACUUGUCAGGGCAUUCUUCUAGUCCAAAACAAUUUUACAUCCAGAAAGAAGGUUCGGCAAAACGAAAGACAAGUCUCACCUCGCCACCAGAAAUCGAAAAAUUGACGGUUAACGAAAUUCAUAAUAAUAUUGUCCGAGAAGAAUUUUAUUAUGAACAAGCACCAAGUGUUUCGUUAUGCUUAUCCAUAUUAUCACUCCAGUCAGAUGUAAAAAAAUGCUCUUUUUAUAUUCUUGGCUUGUGUAACAAACUUUUCAACAUGUUAAUACCAAAAAGAGCAGGUUACCCAAAUCCCGAAAUUGAUUAUGGAUUAGUUAUCAGUAUGAUUCAUUCUCUGUUACUCAACACUAAAGUCAAAUUUUCUGAAACCAGUAUUGCCGGAGGUGUCGAAUACGUUGAUACAUAUUUAAGUUUCCUAGAUCUAAUCAAACAAUUAGUUAAUGAAAAUUGUGUCCAUCUCUUACCUAAAGAUAGUAUAACAAGUUGUGAUGCCAUAAGAAAAUUAUGUGAUACUCUAAGAACAAAUGAAAAAAUGAAAUUAGCAUUAGAAAUAUCAACAAAAUAUUCCAUUGAUACUUUUGCAAUAUGGGCAACAUGGGGUAAAAUUUAUUUACAAGUAGGAGAUUGGACUGCUGCUAGAGAAAAAUUCUCUCACUGUCUUAAAAGACCAAAUGAACGAGAAUGACUAUUGAAAGAAAUAAUAAGUAUUUUGGAAAAUUCAAAAAGUCCUCCUAUGGAAAAGAAUUCAGCUAUUUUAAAAUCAAUAAAUUCAUUGAAGAGUAUUCAAAAUGGAGAAAUAAAUCAAGUAGUGUUGAAGAAGGAUAAAUUGAACAAUGAAAUUUUAAAAGAAUGUCUGUAUUAUUUAACACACUAUGGUAAUCAUCAAUCUUUUGUUAAUUUUUAUCAAAGACAUCAUAUGCUGAAAGAGGCCAUCAAUUACAUUUGUAAAGAAAAAUGUGAUCCUGAAAUCUUUAUAGAAAAUUUAUUUUUGCCCUGUGCUAAAUUAGGGUUACUUUCAAAAUUAAAAAACAUCAUCUCUAAUUCAGACUUAAAACUAUUUCCUAAGUAUCUUUUGAAUACUUGCCAUUACUUGGAGAAAAACGAAUUAUAUUACCUUCUUUACGAUCUACAAUUAUUUAUGCAGGAUUAUAUUCGAGCUGCCAUGACCAGUAUUAAAUUCUAUCAAGAACCAGAAAUGGACUAUAAGAGUGCUAAACCACAGUUACUAUAUUUAGAAAAUGCUAAAAAACAUCUGGAAACAUAUUUGAAGAUACACAGUGAUGUUAAAGAUACACAAAUUCAAGUUUUGCAAUCACAUCUGUUAUCAUUUCCUAAGGAUAAGGUUAAAAAAUAUAUCAGAACAAUUCAACUACAGAUUGACUUAACAAAAUAUUUCAAGGAAUGGGAAUCUCAAAAUGAAUUGUUUCUGCCAUCAAGAGUUUCUACUGAUGAUAAAUUAUCUAGUUCUGUUCCAAGUGUAUUAGGUGACAUUAAUGAAAAAAUUAAAGUUGCAGCAAUGCUGAUCAUUAACAAUAUGGAUAUAAGAGUUGGAGUUGAUAAGUCUUUAAUAAUUGUCCAGGAAUUCAAUUUAAAUUUGGUAAAAGUUUUAAUCCUGGCUGCAAUUACUUUAAUAAAUCUAAAGAAUUUGACAAAAAUUUUGCAACUAAUAGAAUAUGUUAAUAAAAGUGGUAUUAUAAACAUAGCUGAAAGUGAUGAUUUCAUAUCUACCUGUGUCGAAACUUUAACGGAUUUAUCAAUUGAGAAUGAUGCAAUAUCUAUUGAUACAUUAAUAAAAUUAAUUUCCAGUGAUAUCAAAAAGAUUAAUGCAUAUAUUAAUUGUGGAAAAUUAAAAUCAGCAUAUUUAUUGGCAGUGAAACAUAGCAGGGCAACUGACAUACACAGGAUAAUGACAAUUGCCGAACAAACCAACCAACAAUAUAUUUUUAAUAUAUGUAAAUAUUGGAUUAAUUCAAAAAAAGAGAAAGCUAGACAAUCAUGAUAUACUUUGUUAGUGAGGAUUAAUAAAUAUAAAAUUUAUAAAACUUUUUAUUGUACAGUUUAUAUUAUGAUAUAUAUUUUUAUGUUAUUUAAAAUGAUAAAUAACAAAUUUUAAUUUGUACCUGAAAGUAAUAUA
This is a messenger RNA of Centruroides sculpturatus (bark scorpion), 9049 nucleotides long. RefSeq names its product zinc finger FYVE domain-containing protein 26-like (gene Sptz). Gene Ontology annotation, biological process: mitotic cytokinesis; double-strand break repair via homologous recombination; regulation of cytokinesis. Gene Ontology annotation, cellular component: midbody; centrosome; lysosomal membrane. The record is from RefSeq and is a predicted model, not a curated record. Gene Ontology annotation, molecular function: metal ion binding; phosphatidylinositol-3-phosphate binding. Lineage: Eukaryota; Metazoa; Arthropoda; Arachnida; Scorpiones; Buthidae.